Messenger RNA from Staurois parvus, 364 nucleotides. Lineage: Eukaryota; Metazoa; Chordata; Amphibia; Anura; Ranidae. The record is from the annotation of a GenBank genome assembly.
AUGAUGUUACAGGAAAGUAAUAUACAGUCUGGGGAAACUAAUACACAACCACAAUCAGAGCUUCAUCCAGAGCAGGACUUAAACCCUGAAUUAUACAAUAGAAAAAAAUGCUUUAAAAAACCAAGCUGGAAAAUACAAGAGAAUUUUAAUGCUGACAAGUUAGAAUUACAGUCUAAUAUUAAUGACUUAUGGUCUAAUACUGUUGAAUGCAUGUUUGCUCUUUCCCAACAAUCUCCUGAGCCAAUACAACUAGAGGGCACUAUCCAGCAAUUGAAUGUUGCUUAUGAGAAUUAUCAAAGACUGUGUGUUUAAAUAUAUUGCUCUCUUAAAGCGGUACAACACUCAAGGGUGAUUGGAAGAAUUA